UCCAUUACAGUCGGUCCAUAAUGUUGAUACACACCCUGGUGCUGGUGCUGGUGCAGGUGGUCCUUGCCAUUGUGCAAGGCUCCCUGGCGGAGAAAAUGAUGAGGCCCAAGUUCAAGGACAUCAAGAUCUGGAGCGACGAGAAGUUCGUCAGCCACAAGGUGGUGUACGACAGCAGCGACCCGCACCUGAACUUCUCCAUGGUGGUGCACCAGGAGCUGCACGACGUGGACAUCCACCUGGAGGUGCGCAUCGUCAACAAGCAGGACGCGCUCUACAGCACCAACCUGAACACCACCCUGAACGUGUGCCGCAUCCUGGGCUUUGCCAACAAGUCGCCGGUGGGCCGCUUCGUGCACGGCUUCCUCCGUGAGUUCGGCAACAUCGUCGACAACUGCCCCAUCGCCAAGGGCUCCUACUUCGCAAACAAGUUCUGGUGGCCCGAGGACCCCACCACCUCCAUGCUGCCCGAGCAGGAGUUUGAGAUCGUCUGGCAGGCCACGCACGUGGACGCCAGCAAGAAGCGCACCCUGAUCAUGAACGACCACUUCGGAGGGGAGUUCGUCGUCCAGGACGUCAACAACCUCAAGCCCGGCAUCUUCGCCAUGCUGCCCAAGAUCGCCUAGGAGCUCUGAUCCGCUCCACACAGCUUUGUCGCGUGUCCCAAUGGUAUUUUCUUAAUGUUGUUCAGUGUCACUUUGGUGUUAACCAGAAAGCAAGCAAAUAAAGUUGCCCCAGAAAGAGCAAAACUCA
Drosophila elegans is the source of this 750-nucleotide messenger RNA. RefSeq lists its product as uncharacterized. The coding region runs from base 21 to 623 and encodes 200 amino acids. The transcript is spliced from 3 exons. Lineage: Eukaryota; Metazoa; Arthropoda; Insecta; Diptera; Drosophilidae. The record is from RefSeq and is a predicted model, not a curated record.